Molecule: messenger RNA, 5544 nt
Organism: Tetrahymena thermophila SB210
Lineage: Eukaryota; Ciliophora; Oligohymenophorea; Hymenostomatida; Tetrahymenidae
Product: WD domain, G-beta repeat protein
Exons: 10
Cellular component (GO): catalytic step 2 spliceosome
Molecular function (GO): RNA binding; protein binding
Source: RefSeq, a predicted model, not a curated record
AUGGAUAGUAGCUCUCAAACUCUCAAUAAAAUAAAUUUAAAUCUUAAUAUUUAGAGCAGUUAGAACAUUCAAACAAAAGAAGUUGAUGAGUUGGUUAUUAAAAUUCUUACCUAUCGCAACAAAACGAAUGGUAGAGUUUAUGACACUAUUAAUUAAGAUUAUCUUCUAAAUCUCCUUGAUAAAACUAAGAUUAUUGAAAUUGAAAAGAGCUUCCCGACAAAAGGAUUGGAUAUCAUUGAUUUUGUGAGGUUAUUUUUAAAUAAUAUUCCUCAUAGAGAAGAUGAAACACUUUAUUUAGCAAUAUCUUUAAUUGAUUUGUUCAAGCGUAUUUCAGAAAAUCUUAACCUAUCUUCCACAAUUUAAAUGAAACACAUUACCUCAGUUAUUUGUGAUAGAAUGCAAGAAAAAAAUAGCGCUCAGUAUAAAAUAUAGACUGUUUUAAUGCCUGAGCCUUAGAAAUUUAGAUUAGAUGCAUCAACAAUCAGAUCUAUUGAUAUCGACCCACCACCAAUAUAUGGGAGAUAUGAUGAUGAUUUGUAAAGAUUGGUCAAAUAAAAAAUUAAAACAGAUUCAAUGCAUCAUUUAAAUCAUCGCAUAAAAACUGGUGUGUAUGCUAAAGAUAUAAAAAGGAUUAUAAGUUUGGAUUCUCUUUCAGAUAGAAUUAAUAUGUAUAGCAUAGAUUGUGAACUUAAGUAGUUCAUAAGACCAAAGAGCAAUUAGCCCCAAGAAAAAAUAUCAAGUGAUAUUAUUAUAUUUAGUUUUGCAUGGAGUGAGCGAUAGGAGCGUCUAGGUGCAACUUUAAAAGAUUUUUCUUUAUGCUUCUGGGAUAGAAGUGAUAACUUUAAGUACGAGAAAUAAAUUUCUAUAUAGAGCUUCAUGAGUGAUUAUCAAACAAAUAUUUGGUAUUUAGAGUUUCCUAAUUGUUGGGUAACUACAGAUGCAAAAAAUUAGCUAUAUGAGUGGGAUUUAGAAAAGGAGAUAGUAAAGAGAACUUUAAGCUCACCAAAAAUUAAACAUACUAUUUUUGAAGUAAUAGAAAUACCUGAGUUAAAGCUAGUUGCUGUAGGUUCUUCUGAUAGAUUAAUCACUAUUUGGGAUUUUAAUAAAGGUUCGAUGGUAUAAUGUAUAGAAUUUUUUAAAGCAGGAAUCCACUCAGUUGUUUAUUUUAAAAGUUACCAAGUGCUUGUUUGUGGUGGUUUUUAGAACAAUAUUUCCCUGCAUUAGAUUGAUCCAAAAUAUUUGGAUGUGAACAAUAAGGGACUUUUAAUUGGACAUCAAAGUAUGAUUACAGCAAUAGAUUGUGUAGAAAAAACUCCAAUGAUUAUAAGCUCUGAUGAUUCAGGAACGAUUAAAAUAUGGGACAUAAGAACUUUGAAAUGCAUCCAAACAGUUGAUUGUGGUCAGAGAACAGUCAUAACUAAAAUAAUUAAUUUAUAUCCCAAAGGCAGGCUUUGUUUUUUAGGAACUAGGAUAAAUGUUAUUGAUUUCGAUGAAGCAGACCUUAUAAUUAAAAAAACUAACAACUAAGAUGAUACCUUCCCUAUCAAAGUAGAGAAUAAUUCUAACGAUCUCAUCGUUGUAACAAGAAAAGACAUAAGAUUUGUAGAUAUAGACACAGGAAAAAUAAAAUAAAUUUUUGUAGGAUUGUUAAAUGAUGCCGAGGAUGAAAUAACAGCGUUUAAAUAAAUAGAGCAAGGAAGUAAAUUUAUAUUAGGCAAUCACAGAGGAGAGAUUUCGUUGCAUAGUAUUUAAAAUGGUGAACUGAUAAACAAACUACAUUCACAUUAGAAUGAAGUGACAAGUAUUAGAAUUGAUUAUUUAAACAAGCUGCUAAUAUCUGCAGGAUGGGAUUCUAACAUUAAAAUUUAGUAUUUAACUGAUAGUGGCAGUGACAUAAAAAGAGAAAUUAUCAACUGUUUUUACAAUAAAGAAGUAACCAUUGUAGAGGUUUCAGUCUAUCACAAUCUAUUAUUUGCUGCUUCUAACUCAGAAUUUAUUUACGUAUUUGAUUAUGAAUUUGCCAAACUCCUUUACUGCAUAGAAUUAGAAAACAAAGUCGAAGUAUAAGCCAUGUCUGUUGUAAAUGGAUUUAGUUUAUUACUGAUUUCUGCAAAUAAUGGUUUUAUUUAUAUCAUCAAUUUUUCCAAGAAAGAAUAUUUAUUUACUGCUAGGCUAAUUGGAUACAUAGAUAUUCCUUAACUUAUUAAAUAUCACCAAUCAGAAGAAAAAGAGGACUUAAUUCCGAACUUGGCUCAUAAUCCACAAAUUCAAAUUAAUUCUUAAGAUUCUUUAUAGAUUCCAAUAUCUCAAUUUGUUUUUUAAUCUCAGACUACAAAAAAUUUGGCAUCUCCUAAUUUAGCCUUACGAAUAUAAAAGACCAACAUUGAUUAAUACAACUACAUAAACUCUCCUUUAACACAAUCACCUUCAUAAUUUUAGAAUACAAAUGCUUAGAAUAUAUUUACUUCGACAACUCAAAAGAUUAUAGCAGCUAAUAGAUUUAUUCUACCUUAAAUAAGCUCUGUUUAGCAUUAAUCAACUUUAGGAUACGUAGAUAAAAAUUAAAAUAGCCCUUAAAGGUUAAGUUGUCAAUAUUAAGAUGAAUAAUAAUUAUUACAACAACAGCAAUAGUAAUAAUAAACAAUUUAAUAAUUAUAACAGCCAGAAGUACCUAAUGAAACAUAAAAUAGCGAAAUUGAAUAAAAUGACUAAAGCAAGAAAGUAAUUUUCGUGAAUAAAAUUCUUCUUGACACAUAAAUAAAUGAAGAAUAAGUUAAUUAAAUGGAAAAAAAUAAUUAAGAUCAAGUAAUAAUAGAUAAUAACAAUAGAAAUAUAUCUUCAGCUAAUAGCAAUAGAAGUUAGGAAUAAGUCAAACUAACAAAAUUUAUAUUAUAUUGCUCUCUUAAUAAAGGAGAUCUUUUAGGAAUAGACUUACUUCCUUUUUGCAAAUAGUUUGACAAUAUAACUUACACUGAGCACUGUAAUUAGAGAAUAAACUACAAUGCUUUUAGAGGAAACACUGAGAAUUUCCUAAAAAGCAUUGAGUAGAUUAAAAAUGAAAAAAUGUCUUAAUAAGGUUAGCUUAAAGUAAACUCAGAAGGAAGAAAAUGCUCUGAAAAAUAGUUAAAUCAAUCAAUUUAUAAGAAUAUAAUAUUUUACAAAUAAGGAGCUCACAAAGAUAUUUUAACUUCAUUGAAAAUGAUUAAUCUAAAAGAACCUUAACUACUGACAAGCAGUAUGGAUUGCUUCAUAAAGGUUUGGAAUAAAGAUACAGGAGAUUUAAAAGCGAGCCUUAAUAUUAAUCAUCCACUUCCUUUAAUGUGGAAUAUAGAAAAAGAUAUUAUUUAGGAUGGAAAAAAGAAGAUUGUUUUUGCAUUAAAAAUUUUAGACGUUAUUUACAAGAAAUAUGGAAAAGAACUCUCUUUCUAGGAAUAAAGAAAAGUUAAAGUAACAGAUUUCCUAGCAAAUAUUUUAUCAUCUUAAAUAGAUUCAGAAAUAUUUACUCAAAACUGUACAGAAAAAAAAGAAUAACUCUAUGAAAAGCUCCGCAAAAUUCCUAUUACAGAAUGGAUAUCUAAGCUUGUAGAUCCCAAAGAGUAUAAAGGAGAAAUCAUUUUAAUGAAAGACUAAUAUUCUCCUAGGGACCUUAAGUAUGAAAAAAGCAAAUAAUUCUUCUAAACAGAAUUAACAGGUCCAAGUCUGAAAAGAAUGGAGGCUAACAAAAGAGUUGCUAUGGCUACAAAAGCUUGGAAGCAAGAAAAUGAGUCUAAGGAGGCUGAACUGGAAAACUAGUUAAGAAACGAAAACAACUUUUUGAAAAACUAUAAAUAUGAAGAGAGGGAAGAAAUUGUUCAAUUUCUAGAAGCUAACUAUCGAGAUAAAUUAAUUAACAACGAAUUUUCUAAAAUCUUAGAAGAGUUCUCAAAACCUACUUAAGAUUUCUAAAAGAAAUUAGAUCUUCAUCUUUUUUAAAAAAAGACAAAGUAAAUGAUUUAGGCAUAAAUGAAUUCAUCAAACUAAAAUUAAUUUGAAGGAAUUAUUAAGAAAAGAAACACAAAAGCAUUCAUAAAUCAUAAUGGAUAACUCUAGUCUUAGACUAAUUUAUAAUAGAACAAUUAAAAUUAACAAAGAUUAAGCUAUUAGAGUGAUAAACAAUCAUUAACCUUCAACUAAGAUGCUUAAGAUAAUAAUGAAUUACUAAUGCCUGCUCUGAUAUCAAAGAGAAGAUAAUAAAGUCUUUAAUAAGUUUAAAAAAUUAAGUUAAAAGAUUCGAUAGAUGAAACAGAAUUUAAAAAAAAGAAAUUAGAAAGCUAGAAAAAAAAAUAAAAAGAAAAAUAAAUAGAAAAAUCAAUGAAUUUUUAUGAAUAUGCAAACCAGAAGCAGUUAAUAAACCAAAAAUUAUCUUCUCCUUCAUUAUUUUAGAAUAAUUAGCAUUUAUCAUUCAUCAAUAAACAUUUAAAUCAAAGCCAAAACACUAAAAUUUAUUAAAAUUAAAUACUUGAUAGCACAAUUGACAAUUAAUCAACUGUUUUACAAGCAAACACAAGUUAAAUCUAGAAUGAAUUUACAGUAAUGCAAGAAAAUAGUUAAGUAAACGACAUUCAUUAGAGCUCAUAAAUAAACAUCCCUUCUGCUAUGAUAAAAAACAAUUCUACAACAAUUGGAAACAAUUCAACAGUUCUAAAUAUGAGCUAAGAAGAAGUAAGUCAGAUCAAUGAAAAAGGAUUCAAGGAGGGUAUUCAUAAAAUGAAUAAACUUUCUUAGGUUCUGAGAAAUAUGGACUCAAGGAUAAAGAGAGCCUAAUAACACUUUAAUGAUGACUCAAUUAUAUCUGCAUUCCUUUAAAAAAGAAAUGAAAUAAAUUAAUAACUAGACUAGAAUGAGCUUUCUAUUAAUUCAUAAUAGAAAGAUAAAGACUCUAAAUUGCUUAGAGCCAGUAUGAACUCUUCUUCAAUUCUACCAUAAAUAAAAAUAACCGAUUAAAGUCACAUUAAUAACAACACUAGCUAGCUAACUGAUAAUAACUCUAUGAUGCUAAAAGACAUAGUCAAAGAGUUUGAUAGCAAAGGAAAGAAUUAAUUUUAAUCGAUAUCAACUAAAAAUAAACACUAAAAAUCUUCAUAAAUAUUAACAAAAAAUGGGUUAGAUGUUCUUAAAAAAUUAAUUUAUGACGUACCUUCCAACGAUAAAAAAGUUCAUUACAUGAAUAAUAACUUAAAAGGAAAUAUAAGCAAGCGCUCAAAUUUAAACCAAUCGACUCCAAAUCUGUUUACUUACCAAAUAAAUUCUUAAAAAAAAAUAAAUUAUCUACCAGUUAAUAAUUAAAGCUCUUCUUCAUUUUUGCACAAUCCAAAUGAAAGUGAUGAAUUAUUAUUGAAAAUUUAAGAUUCUUUGAAUCAACAGCCAAUUGUUGCAUAAAAACUCUUGCAAUAUAAAAAAACUCUUAACAGCAAUAUAUAAAAUGCUUUUAAUUUAUAUUAAAGAAUAGAAGAUUCCCUUGCAAGUGUUACCCCUGUUAAUAUUAACUAGCAAAAAGAUAAAUGA